AUGGUGAAACCGAAAGUAAAAGGUGCUUCCGGAUCUCCGGUCGUUAUUCCGGAACUGCAGCAACCAGCGGCAACAAUCAUGCCGCUCGCUCUACCACCACCGCCGCCAUUGCAAACGGCGGGAAGUCUCUACGCUAACUGGAUAAAAUUCAAGCAGGCGUUUGAAUUUUGGAUGAAAGGAGCAGGUCACUUCCGGCAAGAAAGUGAUGUGCAAGUGGCUAUCUUGUUAUCGGUUAUCGGUCCAGAGGGUCUGGAAAUCUUCAACGUUCUACCAUUGAAGGAAGAAGAUAAGGAAGAAUUCGAGGAGGUGAUUGAAGCUUUUGAUGCGUAUUGUGGAAAGAAAAAGAACGUGAUCUUCGAGCGGUUUGUCUUUACACACCGUCAUCAGAGUGAAGGGGAAAAAUUCGACGAUUUUCUGAGGGAAAUUACAACCUUAGUGAAGACAUGUGAAUAUGGAAUUAUGAGGGAUAGUUUGUUGAGGGAUCAAAUUGUGUUCGGGUUGUACGAUGGACUUUUCGCAGAUAAGUUGAUGGGAAAGGAAGCUGUUGAGCUUGCCUUGGAUAAAGUUAUCGAUGCGUGCAAAAUCGAAGAACAACGGAAAGAACAAUUGAAAGUGAUGCACCGUGAUGGACAGAGUUCAUUGUCGCGUGUAGAUUCGAUUAAGAAUAAGGGAUUUUAUACUAACAAAAAGGACGAAAAACAGAAAAAUCAAUCGCAAAAUCGUUAUAAAACUAAAAAGUCAGUGAAAAAUACUAACCGUACUAACACGACAAUGCCAAACAAUACAAAACCUAACGCCAUUUUAAAGUGUAGCUAUUGUGGCUAUGAUCACCCGAAAGGAAAAUACCCGGCUUUCGGCAAAAACUGUACAGCAUGCGGUAAAUUAAACCACUUUAGUAGAGCUUGCACAAGUAACAAGAUCAAAAGUGCUGGUGAAGUAUCAGUUUGUUACAUAGACGUUAUUGAAACACGUGAGGGAACUCAAUGGAACGAAGAAGUUAGGAUCGGUAGCAUGAACAUUAGGUUCAAGUUAGAUACUGGAGCGGAUGUGAACAUUUUACCAGCUCGUGUCUUGUCAGAAUUCGGUAUUAGUGAUCUUGAUGAAGCGCCCAUCGCUUUACAAGGAUUUGGAUCAGCCUCGAAAAUUAGCCCACUCGGAAAGAAGACACUCAGUGUCACAUGUCGUGAAGUGACUCGCGAUUUAGAUUUUGUGAUAGUCGAUCUGAACGUUAAACCUAUACUAGGUUUGAAAAGUUGUGUGGAUUUGGGGUUAGUCCAGCGCGUUUUAGAUGUGCAAACGGAUGAGAAUGCUGGAAGUAAAUUUGUGCAACGGAAUUUUGAUGUGUUUUCGGGUAUUGGUUGUUUUAAACAACAAUAUCAAUUGAAGAUUGAGCCAAAGGCUACACCUAUUGCAAAGCCUGCAAGACGAGUAGCUUUUGCUUUAAUGGAUAAAUUAAGAGCUGAACUGGAGCGGUUGUGUGAAAAUAAAAUCAGUGCUCCUGUAAAUGAACCAACAGAAUGGAUUUCUAACCUCACUAUUGUCGAGAAACCAGACAAAUCACUCAGGCUUUGUCUCGACCCACGUGAUUUGAACAAAGUGCUACUGAAGGAGCCAUUUUUGAUUCCAACAAUUGAUGAUUUGCGAGUGAAAUUGGCGAAUAAAAGUAUAUUUUCAGUAUUUGAUCUGAAAGAUGGAUUUUUCCAAAUUGAGCUAGAUAGAAAAUCAAGUUUUUUAUGUAGUUUCAAUACACCAUUUGGGGUUUAUCGCUACAAACGAUUACCCUUUGGUCUCUCUAUUUCGCCAGAAGUGUUUCAAAAGUUUAACGAAGAAAACUUUUCGGACAUCGCAGGGGUUUUCGUCUACAUAGACGAUCUCUUGAUUUAUGCUGAUAAUGAAGAAGAGCAUGAUUGUAUCAUGAAAAAAGUAAUCGAGCGUGCUAGACAACGGAACAUUAAAUUCAAUUCGAACAAAUUACAAUAUCGAGUGAAUAAAGUACGCUAUCUAGGACAUGAGGUCUCUAAGUUGGGAUUUCGCCCAGAUCAAAGCCGACUGGAUGAUCUACAGGAAAUUAGGUCGCCAUCUUCAAAAGUUGAACUACAGAAGAUUUUGGGAAUGAUUAAUUACAUUAGGGCGUUUAUUCCUCAUUUGGCUGAGUUGUCAAAGCCAUUACGCGAUUUGCUGAAAAAGGAUUGUGUUUUCGCUUGGAGAAAGCCACAAGAAGACUGUUUGGAUAAAAUUAAGCGUUUUAUCAAGAAUUCUCCUCAUUUGAGUGCAUUUGAUGAUAAAAUUCCCAUAAAAAUACAGUGUGAUGCAUCUCAAAAUGGGUUAGGUGCUUGUUUGAUGCAAAAUGGAAAACCGAUCGCGUUUUCGUCUAGAAGUUUGAAUGAUGCAGAGACACGAUAUGCGCAGAUUGAAAAAGAAAUGCUGGCAAUCGUGUAUUCUUUCAAAAAGUUUCAUAAUUAUGUUUACGGUCGAAAUUUUGCAGUAGAAAAUGAUCAUAAACCAUUGGUUUCAAUUAUGGAAAAGAGCCUCUGUGAUAUUCCGUCAUCAAGACUACAAAAGCUUCGCAUUAAGUUGCUGCCAUACUGUUUUACGUUGAGUUAUUUGCCUGGAAAGCACAUGUACAUCGCUGAUGUGCUCUCUCGGUUCUCUCGGAAAGUUUUAAUGCCUGAUGAGGUAGAGGAAGAUCUCACAGGUUAUGUUCAUACCAUCAAUAUUAGUAAUACACAUUUUCGUAAAGCGUUGAUGGAGUACAGAAAUUCGCCUUUGAAAGAUUUGAAUCUUUCGCCAGCUGAGCUAUUGAUGAGUCGUAAGUGCAAUACCUUUCUACCCAUUUCGUACAAUUUGUUACAACCUCAAGUUCAACAUUGUGCCGAACAGCAAAGAUGGCACUCGGAAACGCAGAAGAGUUACUAUGAUCGUGGUAGCAAAGAGAGAAAUGAUCUUGAGGUGGGAGAUGAGGUUAUGUAUUUGAAUAAAUACAGCCAGUGGGAGAAAGCAAUCAUAGAAUCACUAGCUGAUACACCCAGAUCAUAUUGGAUUCGUAGCAAUGACGGUACUUUAAACUUGAUCAAGAAAGAAGUUCAAAUAGUAAUACUGAUGUUAGGAUGGACGAAAAUGUUCGCACUGGUCAAGAAAAUGUUCCGCGUAGAAGUGAAAGAUUAA
Molecule: messenger RNA, 3165 nt
Organism: Sabethes cyaneus
Lineage: Eukaryota; Metazoa; Arthropoda; Insecta; Diptera; Culicidae
Exons: 3
Coding region: 1-3165 (1054 amino acids)
Biological process (GO): proteolysis
Molecular function (GO): aspartic-type endopeptidase activity
Source: RefSeq, a predicted model, not a curated record